This is a messenger RNA of Anolis sagrei ordinatus, 880 nucleotides long. NCBI's taxonomy places the organism in Eukaryota, Metazoa, Chordata, Lepidosauria, Squamata, Anolidae. The record is from RefSeq and is a predicted model, not a curated record.
GACCUCCACUUCUAUGUGCAGGACGUGGAGACCGGGACCCAGCUGGAGAAGUUAAUGGAGACCAUGCGGAGUGAGAUCGCGGCCCACCCGCCCGUCGAGGGGUCCUACACGCCGCGCCGCGGGGACUACUGCAUUGCCAAGUUUGUUGACGGAGAGUGGUACCGCGCUCGUGUGGAGAAGGUGGAGUCCCCGGCCAAGGUGCACGUCUUCUACAUCGACUACGGCAAUAAGGAGACGCUGCCCUCCACCCGCCUGGCCGCGCUGCCCCACGCCUUCAGCACGCGCGCCCUGUCAGCCCAGGCCACCGAGUACAAGUUUGCCUUCAUCCAGGUGCCUCAGGAUGAGGAGGCGCGUGCGGACGCGGUGGACAGCGUGGUGCGGGACAUCCAGAACACGCAGUGCCUGCUGAACGUGGAGCACGCCGGUCCGAGCUGCCCCCACGUGACCCUCCAGUUUGCGGACUCCAAGGGCGACGUGGGGCUGGGGCUGGUCAAGGAGGGGCUGGUCAUGGUGGAGCCCCGCAAGGAGAAGCAGUUCCAGAAAGUGGUGACGGAAUACCUGAAUGCCCAGGAGGCUGCGAAGAGCGCCAGGUUGAACUUGUGGCGCUAUGGGGACUUCCGGGCCGACGACGCGGACGAGUUCGGCUACAGCCGCUGAGCCACGGUCCCUGUCCUCCCCCCUCCCRCCCCUCCGAGCCCUGCCCCCCCCUCCAGGAAGGGGUUGGGGGCGUGUCCUGGAGCGAAUGGACUUGGUGGACGCCCCAUGGCUUCCCUCCAGGCUGCCCCCCUCUUUGGGCAUGCGGUCAGUGGGUGGGGGGGGGGAGGUGGUGGUGAUGUCGUGCGCAAAGCUUUGUAUGCAAAUAAAAUUAGUAAGAAGCUGG